Cavenderia fasciculata is the source of this 1020-nucleotide messenger RNA. RefSeq lists its product as uncharacterized. The record is from RefSeq and is a predicted model, not a curated record. Lineage: Eukaryota; Evosea; Eumycetozoa; Acytosteliales; Cavenderiaceae. Bases 1 to 1020 code for a protein of 339 amino acids. The transcript is spliced from 3 exons.
AUGAGUCAAGUCAAUGAUGUUUCAAUUGUAUCAAGUGAUAAUCAUAUAAAUACAUUUUUAAAUGGUAUACAAUUAUCUAAAAUCAAUAUGAUCUAUAAACAAUGUUUAAAAUGUAAAGAAGAUAAUCUUUAUGAAAUUGAUAACAAAUACUAUAAUUGUAAAAUACAAUUCAAACCAGUACAUUUGGCAACCAAUGUAGACAAGAAUGCCAAGGAAAAGAGUGGUAUUGCUGCUGAUGCAACUUCAUACUUUGCUGGUGAAUUGGUUGUAUUAGUAUUUGAUCAAUCAAAUGAAAAAUCAUUCAAUUCAAUUAAAUCAUAUCAUAGUAAAUUGGUUGGAGAAUCUGAUGGAAAUGAAUCGAUUGUAUUGGUAGAUGUAAAUAAUGGUAAAGAGAUAUCGACCGGUGGAUCAUCGGUAGAUAUCACUGUAAUAGAGGAAUGGUGUAUAGAGAAUGCAAUCGAAUUGAUCAUACUCGAAGAAGAGAAACACAAGAAAUAUGAUCAACAAAAGGGUGAUACAGACGAUGACCAAAGAAUCAAAUAUGGUGUUGAAAGAAUCAAAGAAUUGUUAGAAACUACCAUGUGGUCAAACAUGGAUUAUAAAACUUCAAAUCGUCCAACCGCUGCUGCAUCAAAUGAUUUAUCAGACGAUGAUGAAGAUAAUCAACAACAACAAAAAUCAUCUUCUUCUUUAUCAAAUGGAGAUGGAAGUAACAAACAACAAAUGGAUUUAAUAACUGAAUCAUUAAAAAGAGUGGAAAUCUAUUUUGAUGAAGGAAACAAGCCACCAACCAAAAAGACUACUACAGGUAGUGGAGGUGUCGAAUCAACAGAGGAUGAAGAAGUGGCAGAGGAAUUUGACCAAGUGGCAUUAUUUGAAAAGACAUUUAGCCAACUCCAAGACAUUAGACAACAAAUGCAAACAAUGAAUGAUCAAGAUAGACGUGAUAUGGCGGCUAAAAUUGCUCUCAUGUUUGCUUCCAAACUUGAUGGUGGUAAUGAUGAUGAUGAUGAUUUGUAA